GAGAAAACCGACGUGCGCGUCUGCUCAAAAAUUUCCAGCAUUGUCGUCGAGUAGAGACAUUGAAAUGUAAUGCGGGCAUGUAGACGGUACAUAUCGAGUAGUGCCCCAUUGCGCGCAAUCUCUUCUCCAUUCCAUUCAUUCAGAGUCUCUCGAUUCCUCCAACUGCUCUCUGACCACAAAGAAACAAAACAUUCCGUCUAUCCGCUUGUAGAAGCCAUACAUGAUGCAAGCGCUGGUGCCAGAACUCUCCAACACCAUCUUAAUCUCAUUCAAGGGUCACGAGCAGUGAAACGAGAAGUCAGGUGGAACCAGGUCGUUUUGACGGUUAACGAUGUUUCCAUACAGGAACUGGAGAGGUGGAAGCCGGUUCUAGAUGCUUCAAACAUCGAGAGUGCUACGAGGAUUCUUCAUCGGACCGGAUACAUUACUCAAGACGAUUCACUUCCCAUCAGCCUGGAAGGUGAAGAUGAGGCACCCCCACGAAGUCCAUCUGGUUCACCUGUCCCUCCUUGGAUUCUAUUCUACCUCGUCUCACACAAAGUUCGCGCUCUCCCACAUGCAACCGGCCCCAUGCUUUCCCUUACACUCUCACAUCUCAACUACACUCCUCCAGAACUCAAAGGCAGUCUCAUAAUCUUAUCCGUGUUCCAACUCGCUAAAUUCAACGCCGUCCUCCCUAUGCAACUCCUCACGAAUCAUUUCCUACGACUCGACCUUGCCCCCAAUCAUCAUGCCAGCAACCUCAGCGCCCACGCAUCAAAGAUUUAUUUCAAUUUACUCUUACAAGCCAUUUCCAGAAACCCCAUUCACUCCGUCCAAUCAGCGAGUUCUACCGUAGCCCUACUGAAAGGAAUGGACUCUCGCAAACUAACAUUGUGGCAGGAAACAUGCGACGAAUUAUUAAACGACAGAUUCGUCGUGCUCGAGCUGACGAAAUGGUUGAGAGAGCGUGCUGUCAGGGAAGGCUAUGUGCCCAAAUCAGGGCAGCUCGUUGAAUAUGUCAAACUCUUUACGGGAUCAAAACCCGCAAUUGAGGAUGAUGAUGAUUAUCGAAAGGUCGUCAAGGAAUUGCAAGGCGACACAGCCAAAUUUUUUAUGACCAAAGAGGGAAGGGAGGAUCGUUUUUCCGCUAUACAAUUUCUCCAAGGAAUGGUUGAAGCAUCGUCACCCACCAAACUCAAACCACCUGCCGUCGAGACCGCAGAAGUAACGGAACCAUCCGAUGACUCCAUCACCCCAAUGCCUCUCCCCAGCUUUUUCUUCUCCCCCCACAGAGACUACGAAAGUCUAUCUCAAAGGUUACAAUCCGAAUGGAAAGAAGGAUUUACCAAAACCAUCAAAGACACCUCUCACUUCUCCGCUCGCGAAAUUGUCAGCUUUUUCGAAUGGGGUGUCCCCUCUACCAUCUCCCCUCCUGGUAAUCACAACCAAUAUAAACCCCGCGUUCGUCCGACGCUAGGCUUAUACACCCAACUCAUCCGAGGUCUCCUAGUCCGUGGUGAACGGUCCUCAGAUAACCCUUUGACAGGAACGAACGGUGCUUUCCUUUUCGCCGAACAGUACUUUAGUCAUCUGAAAAGUACGGGGUUCACACUAGAUUCUCAUGCUAUAGCAGUGGGACUCGAGGCUUUCACAAGGGUUGGAAAACCGCACAAGGCGUUUGCACUCUUGAACGAGUGCUGUUUGAUGGCACCGCUACCCACCGCAACAGAAGGACAGAGCGACGUGAAAACUCUCUUUCGGAAGAUCCACCUCUCCACUAUCGCCUUGAGCGAUUUCAUGACCUCUCUCAUGCGUAUAGGCCGGCAUGACUGUGUAUGUUGGCUUUUCGAGAACAGUGUUAGGCUGUAUGAGGUAUACCCCGACAGUCGAGCUGUCUCUAUCUUUCUUCAGGCUGCUAGGAAGGCGCAGAGAGAUGCUGCGGAUUCGUGGGGUUCGUUUUGGUCGGCGUUAUUGAGGAAGAGGAAACAACAACCCGCUAGUCAGGAACAGGAGAGACACGAUGGUAUGGCGAAUGAAGAGCGAAUGACAGAAGAGGCAUUGAGGUCAUUGCACCAGAUGGUGGGGACCGCUGAGGAGCUGGUAUCCUACCAGCCUGGCAACUUUUGGUGUGGUGAAUCGUCGGUUGAUCGAAUGCGGAAGGUGUUUUGGGGGUGUGCGGUUGGGCAAGCAUGGAUGAUGAGUCGUGGUGAUGGUGGUGGUGGUACGGCAUCAUCUGGUUUUGGUCCUGGGUCUGAAAAGCAAAAACAGAAGGAGGAUGUGACAAACUCUACGUUGAACUCGAACUCGAACCAACACUUCCUCUCUGAUGACAAGUAUUGCGACGGAACACCGAAUCACCAGGCUCUCCCGACGACGGCAGGUACUGGUACCAGUUCACCGACGCGAACGCUUCCUGUUCCCUUACCCUUACCUUCUAUCGUGUCUCCAGCCCAACCCUUCAUUCAACCUGCAGAUACAGCGUUUUUUGACUCGUUGUCGGUCCCAUUCCCUACUUCUUCUUUCAAGCAACAACGGUUGACUCUAAAAGACUUGCUGCAAAACACACAAAUUGACAUACAGGCACUUCCCUCUUACCCACAGGUGAUAUUACAGGAUACCCAUUUUAGAGACUAUAUCCUGUUGCUCGGACUUGCGCCUCAGGGACGGUCAUUAUUCAGACGUUCUUCUACCUCUCGUAACACCAAUGAACAGCAGUCUGAGGUCUCAACAACUAAAGAUAUACCAAUUGAGGAGGAACGCGGACGCGAACACAUUCCCCCCAUCUCGGAACUCCCCCUCGUUCUCGCCUGGCAACGAUACCUAAAGAUCUCACCCUCCCGAGAUACACUUGCAGCUGCAAUCGUAUUGUUUGGGGAGUACGGAAGUGGUGAAGGGGGUAUUCAGCCUUUGGCUGCUGAGAUUCGGAGGUGGGGAAGUCCAGCACGAACGCGAACUGGUGGUGAGGAGGAAGACCCGUUGACGGCCGGAUGGGCCCGAGGAGGUGAAUUUGCCAGGCUUGUUAGAUGGAUUGAAGGGUGGGUUGCUGAGACAGAAGGUAGUGAACGUGGCCAAGGUGGGGUACAAACGCAGGUGAAGAAGAAAAGUUUGAUGCCUGAUGCGAGUUUGUUUACAAAGUGGAGGAGGAUUGUUGUUAGGAUGAGAGAGGGGAGGACGUGAUAUAGUAUCAAUAGUUACAGCAUUGCGUACCUUGGUACUUGCUAAAUUCCAGAGAAUAGACGUUGGGGACC
Marasmius oreades (fairy-ring Marasmius) is the source of this 3230-nucleotide messenger RNA. RefSeq lists its product as uncharacterized. The transcript has 2 exons. Bases 70 to 3159 code for a protein of 1029 amino acids. NCBI's taxonomy places the organism in Eukaryota, Fungi, Basidiomycota, Agaricomycetes, Agaricales, Marasmiaceae. Gene Ontology annotation, molecular function: protein binding. The record is from RefSeq and is a predicted model, not a curated record.